This is a messenger RNA of Zootoca vivipara (common lizard), 891 nucleotides long. RefSeq names its product NK6 homeobox 2 (gene NKX6-2). Gene Ontology annotation, molecular function: RNA polymerase II cis-regulatory region sequence-specific DNA binding; DNA-binding transcription factor activity, RNA polymerase II-specific. Lineage: Eukaryota; Metazoa; Chordata; Lepidosauria; Squamata; Lacertidae. The record is from RefSeq and is a predicted model, not a curated record. Gene Ontology annotation, biological process: cell differentiation; regulation of transcription by RNA polymerase II. Gene Ontology annotation, cellular component: nucleus.
AUGUUAGCCGUGGGGCAGAUGGAGGCUAACCGCCCGCCGGGCGCCUUCGUGCUGAGCAGCGCCCCGCUGGCGGCGCUGCACAACAUGGCCGAGAUGAAGACGUCGCUCUUCCCCUACGCCCUGCAGAGCCCGGCCGGCUUCAAGGCACCCUCGCUGGGCGGACUCAACGCGCAGAUCCCGCUGGGGACCCCGCACGGCAUCAGCGACAUCCUGGGCAGGCCCGUGGCCGCCGCCGCCGCCGCCAGCAGCCUCCUCACGGGCCUGCCUCGGCUCAACGGGCUGGCCGGAGCCGCCGCGGCCGGGAUGUACUUCAACCCGGCGGCCGUGUCCCGGUACCCGAAGCCCCUGGCCGAGCUGCCCGGCAGGCCGCCCAUCUUCUGGCCCGGAGUCAUGCAGGGGGCGCCCUGGAGGGACCCCCGGCUCGCCUGUCCCGCCCAGGCUGGGAUGGUUUUGGACAAGGACGGCAAGAAGAAACACUCGCGGCCGACUUUCUCUGGGCAGCAAAUCUUCGCUUUGGAGAAAACCUUCGAGCAAACCAAGUACUUGGCAGGACCCGAGAGAGCCCGCCUCGCCUACUCGCUGGGAAUGACGGAGAGUCAAGUCAAGGUGUGGUUCCAGAACCGGAGGACGAAGUGGAGGAAGCGGCAUGCGGCGGAGAUGGCGUCGGCCAAGAAGAAGCACGACUCGGAGACGGAGAAGUUGAAGGAGAGCUCGGAGAACGAGGACGACGACGAGUACAACAAGCCUCUCGACCCCAACUCGGACGACGAGAAGAUCACGCGGCUCCUCAAGAAGCACAAGGCGGCCGCUGCAGCUGCCGCCGCCGCCGCGGUGUCGUCGGGCCCGCUGGCCCUGCUCAGCCCCUGCAGCAACGCCUCGGAGCCGUCGUGA